CCUUGAUAAUAAAAAUAAGAGAUUUUUGUUGGAUCUUUCGAUUCUAUCAUUCCAAACAAUGGAUUCAAGAAUAAUCCAAUAAUAAUAGUUUGGUAGAUAUAGAUACCUUUAAAAAUAUAACUUUCUUUUUUGUGUCCUUUUAUUUUGCUGUCCUGUAAGCUCCCAGCCCAAUCCUGAAACCCCAAGCAAAGGGUAUAUCAAAUUACGCACAAUUUUCACCGCGCAGCCGCCAACAGGGUUGCCAAUUCCUUCCCCGAGUCUCAGAGUUUUCCUCCAGUGAAUCAUAGCCCUAGCCGCCUGGCAGCCCUGGUCCCUGGUCUGCAGGAGACAACCUGUUUGCCCCUAGCCAGAGUUCAUUAUCCUUGUGGCCACAGAAUGAGUCAGCCGGAGGAAACCACAGCCACUGGCGCCCGCCUCAGAUGGAUCUGCAUCUGUGGCCUUGCCAUCUCUUUGUACUCUCUGUACGUGAAGAUGCAGCUGGACCAGGAUGCAAACUACGUGGCCAUGUGCGAUCUGGCGGAGAAGGUUAGCUGCACAGCCGUCUUCAAGUCAGACUAUGGACGUGGCUUUGGUUUGACACAGCUGCUGUUUGGAUCCACCUCCAACUACUACCUGAAUCCCCCGAAUGGAACCAUAGGUAGUGUCUUCUAUGUGCUACUCUUUGCAAGCUGUAAGUGUGAAGAACUACAUCAGUCUGUGCGGAUAUCUAAAGGAUUAUCUCUUUCGCAGCCUUCUUCGAGCAGCAGCAAAAAUGCAAAUAAAUAAAGAGAAUCUAGAUGCGCUACUACCAAAUGAGUUAUGUGGGUUGACGGCAACCCGGUGGGAGGUUAAGCUGCCGACGUGAUCCGACUCCGAUCGUCCAAUCUUAGGCAAAUCGCCCGCUUCUGACCCGC
Molecule: messenger RNA, 893 nt
Organism: Drosophila miranda
Lineage: Eukaryota; Metazoa; Arthropoda; Insecta; Diptera; Drosophilidae
Product: vitamin K epoxide reductase complex subunit 1-like
Exons: 2
Coding region: 376-765 (129 amino acids)
Biological process (GO): vitamin K metabolic process; peptidyl-glutamic acid carboxylation
Molecular function (GO): vitamin-K-epoxide reductase (warfarin-sensitive) activity
Source: RefSeq, a predicted model, not a curated record